Molecule: messenger RNA, 267 nt
Organism: Caenorhabditis remanei
Lineage: Eukaryota; Metazoa; Nematoda; Chromadorea; Rhabditida; Rhabditidae
Exons: 1
Coding region: 1-267 (88 amino acids)
Source: RefSeq, a predicted model, not a curated record
AUGGCAACUGCUUUGCCCUCUGCCUCCUUGACUUGUUGUUGCGUCAUGUUGAUUGCUCCUUCAAGAUUCCUCAUUUUCUCGGCGAUAGAGUCCUCCAGAUGCUCCUUGAUCCAGGUGAGAUCAGAUGCCACUGCUCUCUUGACAGCCGAAAUGUGCUGCGGAGUGACUGUCGAAUUGUCCGUGACUCUACCAGCCGACGCCGUAACUGCCCAUGGAGGGCGGGUAUCACCAUGUCCACGACGGGACAUUGUUGAACGCUCCGAUUGA